Molecule: messenger RNA, 3978 nt
Organism: Cotesia congregata
Lineage: Eukaryota; Metazoa; Arthropoda; Insecta; Hymenoptera; Braconidae
Source: the annotation of a GenBank genome assembly
GGUCAAGUGAAAAUGAGGUUUAACAAACAGGAGUUGAUGACUCUGGCUACCCAGCCAUCGCAAAAAUUCGAAAAAGAGGGAAUUUUGUGCAUUAAAGAACGCCAGGAGGGAUUUUUUCGUAGGACUGAGAGUACGGGUAAAAAACUAGAGCGCAAAAGACAAAAAGGAAAAACCCAUAAGACUCUUCGAAACCUCAGUUGUGUUUCAGCCAGCACAAGCAAAGUCAGUCUCGAGCGUUGGUGUCGUCUACGUGGCAAUCUUCUAUUUUAUUUCAAGUCAAAGGAACAAUGGUCCGAGCCGAUGGGAGUUAUUAUUCUAGAACAAUGUUCUUAUCGCAUUGAUCCGCCAACUAGUCAGAUACCUUAUGGUUUUAGUAUAGUGUUUGAAGGCGGGCUGUACCAGCAGUUAGGUGCGAAUUCAUCAGAAGAGCGUGACGCUUGGCUCCAAGCACUCCAAUUGGCGAGUUACGAGUUUAUGAGAAACCAACUUCUGGCACUACGGGAGAGAAUUGAGUCAUCUUCAGGUCACAAGAAUGACACCGACAUCCAUAUGCUGAGACUACAACGAGGAAUAGAAACUGAUCCUGCAGAAAUACCAGUUUGCGAGAUAUCACUGUCCUGCGAUAACUUACUAUGUGACGGACACGGGCGUCCACCGAACCCAGUCCUCGAGAUAGACGUCCAGGUAGCCAAGUCUCUAACCUGGAUAAAGUACGCGCGCACUGAAGUCGUUGAGAGAAGCAGUAAUCCAGGUUUUUUGACAACCGUGAGCUUCCGACCCAGCGAUGGGUUGAAUACAGACACCAAGGUGAAGAUAACGGCCUACGAUGUCCGCGAGAGGGUCAGCCAAACUGCUACGCCGAUUGGGAGUGCUUGUGUCACGUUCAGCGAGGUACAAGACACCCCCAGACUGAGGAUACCCUUGAAGUCCGCGAAGACCACGACAGUCGGGUUUCUGACGAUAAAUGUAUGGAGUUUGGAGGCCGAUGACAAGGGGAAUAGCACUGAAAGCACUCCGUCGAGAAACAUUCCAAGUACAAAUAACCCGGGUUACUGUCAUCGCCGCUCACAGUCGUUACCCCCGAGGCUAGGCACCAAAAUGAAGUUACCUCAUCAGGGACAGUUGAAACUGCUCUUUGCGAACCCUUACGUCCAGACUUACAGGUUCCACUCUGGUCUCGGGGGAGAUAUUUGCGUCCAUGAAAUUAUGGCGGAGAGUAAACUGUGCUUUGAAUUCCCCCAGCAGCUACUGGGAAUCUGGAUUCAAGAGGAGAAGGAGUUGCUGCAAGAGGUUGCGGGUAUGGGGGAGUUACGCGAGCCCUGGCACACCAAACAAGUAGAGCUACUCGAUCGACAUCUUCAUCUCCUGCAUCUGUACUCCCAAGCUAAGGAAAAUCUAGCAGCAUUCAAAGCCAGUUACUUUAAACGCUCGUCCCGUAAAAAUGAUCGUACUUUGGAGUUUGCGCCUCUUAAUCUUCAUCUCCAGCGAAUGUGGGUCCACAACGACACUUUAAAUAAAUGUGGAUUCUAUGAUUUUGUAAGUGUCGGUGCAUUUACCGCUCACUCUCAUAAAAGCAAGAACGGUGGAUUGUUGAGACUGGUCCAAGCAUUGAAAGAGUCCCCGACGAGGCACAGUCAACUGUACCAGGGCACCUCAAAAAUAACGAUGGCUCACGAUGCAAUACAAGCGAUUAAACAGCUGAGGAGAGACGUUGUUGAAGCUAUGAGAUCGUUAAUGAAGCUCGCCAAGGAAAAACAAACCAGCGGUAUGCUUCCCAUUUGCGAGGAUAUGAUUUCUAAAACCCGAAUACUGCUGAGUCUCUGGGAUCCAGGGCUCGUUGAAGAGGCCUUGACAUUUUUGGAGGAGUAUAAAGUAGCUAAAUUACCCGAGGAGACGAAAAAUCAUAAUGAGGAAAGCUUGACGCUGAGUUUACAUUGCAAUAAGUCGUUAUCGCCAUUUAAACGCAUUACUCAGCAGCUAAACUUUGAUCUUAAGAGCCCGGAUUUUGAUGAUCUCAUUACGCCAGAUACUCCUGAGUGUAUACAAGAUAUGUGGAGCAAAGAGAGUACUCGUACCAAGUACGCUGGGUCUAUUGGGUGUAGGAAUAACGAAAGUAAUAAUCCCGAUUACAAUAAUCAUGAGGCGAUUGCGACUAAUGAAAAUUUUGUGAUAUUUCCCGAGGUCGAAGAUGACUGUAAAAAUACUCUGGAUAAUGAGAAAGACACUGAGGAGGAAGAACCGGAUAAUAAUAUUAAUACUAAUGAACGUAGCAACGAUGCUGAUAGAGAAUGUUCUCCAAAAGUAGGUAAAGAAAUUGUCAGAGAAGAGGAAAAAGAACCAAAAGAAGAACUAGAAGAAGAAGAAGAAGAAGAGGAAGAAGAGGAUGGGCGUGCUAAUGGCGAGCUCGAUCUCAGCAAACGUUUUCUUGAUACUAAAAAAAUGUGCAAUUCACCUUCGGCAAAUUAUUACAAGCCGACAGACGAACCAGAGCCCUGGGAUUUAACGCAAUUGAAUAUUGAGGCGAGUGUUAUGUGUCUGGUGUCGAAAGUUAAAUUUCUCUGUGGACGCUGCAGCAGUCCAGCGGUGAGACUCCGUAAUAAAAAUGGAAUGCCGCGUACUCAACCGCUGAGAGCUUGUCUUCCAGCUAAUCGGGUCCCUUCCAACGUCGUCACUAUCCAGCCGAAGAACGACCUGAAGAGCGAGGAGUCCAGCAAACUUCUGGACAGUUCUAAUUCAUUGCAGCGGUUACCUUCUCAAGCCUCGGGUGCAGACGAAGCGACUGCUGGGUUUGCCAAAGCUAAGGACGUCUGUCAGGCGGUUGAUUCGAUGACCCGGGUGAUAAAAAAUUCCGGCCAGAGAAAUAAAUUCACAGAAGGUUUGGACUUUGCGUCAAUCGUUGACUGGACUAGCGAAUUGCGUCCCAGCAUGAAGAAACUCAGACAAGCGAUGGACGGGCUGUUGAAAACUGCUCGACUCACUCACUCGGUGUUCCGUGUUCAAGAAGACGCCAAGAUAGCACAACGCAGCUGCAAUGUCAGGUAUCGACGUGACGUUUGUUUCAGCCAGGCGCUGACAGCUCUUGUCACUGGGUUGAUGGCUAAACUCUGGUGCCAACGCCCGGAUCCACUUUUCCUUUUAAUUCUCACUACUCUGGGGCCAUUGGUAUCUUUCGAGGCACUUCUCAGCUACUACGGCGACGAGAUUGACAUGUGGGGCGACAUGGCUGUCGCUGUCGAAGAUCUUCACACAGUUACUUUUACUCUCACGAGGUGCGGAUUACCUCAUUCGAAAAUAGACGAUAAGAAUCUGGUGAAUCCGCAAUUGCCAAUGCCGAGAGUAGUCGGCUCCAGAGCUGCUCUUACGGUUAUACUUCCAGUUCCUGAUGGUAUUUACUCGCUGCUUCCAUUACCACAGUCUUCCCGGCAAACUCUUGCCUUCAAUAUUACUCCGGUUUUCUUCAACGUCGGUAUUAAUGAACUAGCGACGCUUGCCGAGAGUUUAGGUAACACUAAACCACAGGAAAAAAGUAAUAUUGACAACUUUGAUAGACUUAAUGAGUAUUAUUUGAGGUUUAAGAAACUUAAUCUUCCCAUGGAAACAAAUUCUUCACGACAUAUGAUGUCAGCUUUAAAGACGAGCGUACAUGCAAAGGUAUCAAAAAAUACAGAUAUACUGCAAUUGUCAUCACAGAUUUGUCGUCGUAUGAAAGGACUGAGGUUUACCAGCUGCAAAAGUGCCAAAGACAGAACUGGGAUGUCAAUUACCCUCGAGCAAGUUAACAUUCUUGCAACAGAGUAUCACCUGUCUGAAAACGAAUACGCUCGGGCAUUGGACUGUAUGCGUAGCGAGGGCUGCAGGCGUGAAAAUACCUGGAAAAAUAUUGGAAUAAGAAAAUAUGCGUUUAAUAGCAUACAAAUAAUGACUCUUCCAAAAGCUUAUCGUCCACCAACCGGUACCUACGGAUCGGCACAAACUUAA